AUGAAGUCCGGCAAGCAGUUGUUGGUUCACCUGCUCUCCGCACUCUUUGGCAUCAGCGCCUGGAUUGCCAUCAACGGUUUGUGGCAGCAGACACCGUUGUUGGUGAGUCGGCUGCCUGAAGCCUGGAACCUUGCCUCCUACAUUACCCUCAUCACACAGCUGGCCAAUGUUGGGCCGCUGUUGUACUCGCUGCUCAAGCGACUCUUUGGCAGUCCGUUCUUGGAGCGCCUUUCUAUUCACGCCAUAAACUGGAUCGGCAUUGUAGCCCUGGUGCUGCAAAUCUUCUUCUGGGACCACAUCUCGGUGGUGGGCAGCAAAGAACAUUCGGUCGCCUUUCUCACGCUGACCUUCUUCCUCGCCAUCGUUGACUGUACCUCCUCAGUGCUGUACAUUCCCUUCAUGAGCAGCAUUGCCAGCAACUACCUCGUCUCUCAUCUGGUCGGCCAGUCACUCAGUGGUCUUCUGCCCAGCUUCCUCGCCCUUGCACAGGGCGUGGGCGGCAACCCUGACUGCCACCAGGUCAACGGAACUCAAGUGCCCGUGUAUCCGAGUCCUCGUUUCUCCGUGAACGUCUUCUUUGGUCUGUUGACGCUGCUAGCCAUCAUCAGCUGGUUUGCCUUCUUCCUCCUCUCCAAUCUGAAACGCUUCUUUGCAAUUGACGUUACCGUCGGCGAGAGCAGCAGUCGCAUUGCAGUGGAAACUGAUAAGCUGCAGCCCCAACAGCAUCAGCCUUAUCAGCAGCAGCAGCAUCAUCAUCAUCAACAAGAGUCGUCUUCUCUGUCCACGCGAACCCUGCUGACACUGCUGAUCACCGAGGCGUGCAUCUGCUGCAUCACCAACGGCCUCCUGCCGCCCAUUCAGCCGUACUCGGUGCUGGUGUACGGCAAUGUGGCCUACCACUUUGUGGUCUCCCUCUCCGCCAUCGCCUCUGCCAGUGGCACCUACUGCAGCGGCUUCCUCAAUGCCCGCCAGGCGAAGGUGCUGCCGGUGCUGCUUGCGCUGGCGGUCGCCUCUGCCGGCUUCAUUCUCGCCUCGGCGCUGAGCAGUCCCAGCCGUCUGGUGACCGGUGGCUUUGGCUCGGUGCUCAUCGUCUGCGUGUGGGUGGCCAACAAUGCCCUCUUUGCCUUCUGUCGGGCGUCCAUUACGAGGCUGCUGAGGGCGGGCAGCUCUCAGCAGAAGCAGUCUCAUCGGUACCUCUUCCUGGGGGGCGUCUUCACGCAGAUUGGCUCCGCCGUGGGCGCCAUUGUGAUGUUCUGUGUGAUCAACUACACCAGUGCCUUCAAGUCCUUCUCUCCCUGUAGUUAG
Rhagoletis zephyria (snowberry fruit fly) is the source of this 1305-nucleotide messenger RNA. Lineage: Eukaryota; Metazoa; Arthropoda; Insecta; Diptera; Tephritidae. The record is from RefSeq and is a predicted model, not a curated record.